Messenger RNA from Chrysochloris asiatica (Cape golden mole), 6677 nucleotides. It is a transcript of the gene HCFC1, whose product is annotated as host cell factor C1 (VP16-accessory protein). Gene Ontology annotation, cellular component: histone methyltransferase complex. The record is from RefSeq and is a predicted model, not a curated record. Gene Ontology annotation, molecular function: transcription coactivator activity; protein binding. Bases 528 to 6677 code for a protein of 2049 amino acids. The transcript is spliced from 27 exons. Lineage: Eukaryota; Metazoa; Chordata; Mammalia; Afrosoricida; Chrysochloridae. Gene Ontology annotation, biological process: regulation of DNA-templated transcription; chromatin remodeling.
AAGAUGGCGGCUCCCACAAUUGUGGUCUGAGCGCCGGCAGGGCUGGGACGACCGCGGCGCUUGUGGCUCCUUUCCACCCGCCCCGGAAGCCGGCCAGUGAAGGGGACUUGGGGGUGUGGGAACCGGGCCGGGGCUCCGCCAUUUCCGGCGGGGGAGGGCUACGACUGAGGAAGGGAGGAGAGAGAGGCGGCUCAAGAUGGCGGCUCCCACGGCCUCCCUCCCGAGCCUGUAAGUGGGAGCGCCGGGGCAGGUUGUCAGGGCGCCGAAACACGGCGGCCUCCAGCUUCUCAGGCUUAGACGCUCGACAGUUUCAGGAGGCGUUUGAAGAGACGGGGUGAGCGAGAAGAUCGGGAAGAACUGGAGGGACGGAGGAUAGUUAAGAUGGCGGCCUCCAUGGAGUCCACCGCUGUGUGAGAAACCGCUUCUUCGUGAGAACUGGCUUAGACUAAAGGGGGUGUGUGAGAGGACUCGGGGAGCCCCCGCUUCCCGCUUGGAGACUUUGUUCCAGCGCGCCUUUGGACGCAACUAUGGCUUCGGCCGUGUCGCCCGCUAACUUGCCGGCGGUGCUCUUGCAGCCCCGCUGGAAGCGAGUGGUGGGCUGGUCGGGGCCGGUACCUCGGCCCCGCCACGGCCACCGCGCAGUGGCCAUCAAGGAACUUAUCGUGGUGUUCGGCGGCGGCAACGAGGGGAUCGUGGACGAACUGCACGUGUACAACACGGCAACCAACCAGUGGUUCAUCCCGGCAGUGAGAGGGGACAUUCCCCCCGGGUGUGCAGCCUAUGGCUUUGUGUGUGACGGGACACGCUUACUGGUGUUUGGUGGGAUGGUGGAGUACGGCAAGUACAGCAACGACCUCUAUGAGCUCCAGGCCAGUCGGUGGGAGUGGAAGAGACUCAAAGCUAAGACACCUAAAAAUGGGCCACCUCCGUGUCCUCGGCUCGGCCACAGCUUCUCCCUCGUGGGCAACAAAUGCUACCUGUUUGGGGGUCUGGCCAAUGACAGCGAGGACCCUAAGAACAACAUUCCAAGGUACCUGAAUGACUUAUACAUCCUGGAAUUGCGACCCGGCUCUGGAGUGGUUGCCUGGGACAUCCCCAUCACUUAUGGGGUCCUGCCCCCACCCCGGGAGUCACAUACUGCUGUGGUCUACACUGAGAAAGACAACAAGAAAUCCAAGCUGGUGAUCUAUGGAGGAAUGAGUGGUUGCAGGCUGGGGGACCUCUGGACCCUCGAUAUUGAGACGCUGACGUGGAACAAGCCUAGCCUCAGUGGAGUGGCACCGCUGCCUCGGAGCCUGCACUCAGCCACAACCAUAGGCAACAAAAUGUACGUGUUUGGAGGCUGGGUGCCUCUCGUCAUGGAUGAUGUCAAAGUGGCCACCCAUGAGAAAGAGUGGAAGUGUACCAACACGCUGGCGUGUCUCAACCUGGACACCAUGGCCUGGGAGAGCAUCCUAAUGGACACACUGGAGGACAACAUUCCCCGGGCUCGAGCCGGGCACUGUGCUGUAGCCAUCAACACACGCUUGUACAUCUGGAGUGGGCGGGAUGGCUAUCGGAAAGCCUGGAACAACCAGGUCUGCUGCAAGGAUCUCUGGUACUUGGAAACAGAAAAACCGCCACCCCCGUCCCGGGUCCAGCUGGUGCGUGCCAACACCACCUCCUUGGAGGUGAGCUGGGGGGCCGUGGCCACGGCCGACAGUUAUCUUCUUCAGCUCCAGAAAUACGACAUUCCUGCCACUGCUGCCACUGCUACCUCCCCCACCCCAAAUCCCGUCCCGUCUGUGCCUGCCAACCCUCCCAAGAGUCCUGCCCCCGCCGCUGCGGCCCCUGCCGUACAGCCACUGACACAGGUGGGCAUCACGCUGCUGCCUCAGGCUACUGCCGCACCCCCGACCACCACCACCAUCCAGGUCGUGCCGACUGUGCCCACUGCAGCGAGGACUCAAGGUGUCCCUGCUGUUCUCAAAGUAACUGGGCCUCAGGCCACCACAGGAACCCCACUGGUCACUAUGAGACCUGCCAGUCAGGCCGGGAAAACCCCAGUCACUGUGACCUCCCUGCCCGCGGGUGUGCGAAUGGUCGUGCCCACACAGAGCGCCCAGGGGACGGUAAUCGGCAGCAACCCGCAAAUGAGUGGAAUGGCAGCUUUGGCGGCGGCGGCUGCUGCCACCCAAAAGAUCCCCCCGUCCUCAGCGCCCACGGUGCUCAGUGUCCCUGCUGGCACCACCAUUGUCAAGACUGUGGCUGUGACUCCUGGGACUACCACUUUGCCGGCCACCGUGAAAGUGGCCUCCUCGCCUGUCAUGGUGAGCAACCCUGCCACCCGCAUGCUGAAGACUGCCGCCGCACAGGUGGGCACGUCUGUGUCCUCAGCUGCCAACACGGCCACCCGCCCCAUCAUCACUGUGCACAAAUCAGGAACUGUGACUGUGGCCCAGCAAGCACAGGUGGUGACCACAGUGGUGGGCGGCGUGACCAAGACCAUCACCCUAGUGAAGAGCCCCAUCUCGGUCCCAGGAGGCAGUGCUCUCAUUUCCAACCUUGGCAAAGUGAUGUCAGUGGUCCAGACAAAACCCGUUCAGACCUCUGCGGUCACAGGCCAGGCCUCUACGGGCCCGGUGACACAAAUCAUUCAGACCAAAGGCCCUCUGCCAGCUGGGACCAUCCUGAAGCUGGUGACCUCUGCAGAUGGCAAGCCCACCACCAUCAUUACGACCACCCAAGCUAGUGGGGCGGGCAGCAAGCCGACCAUCCUGGGCAUCAGUAGUGUGUCUCCCAGCACCACCAAGCCCGGCACCACCACCAUCAUUAAGACCAUCCCCAUGUCAGCCAUCAUUACCCAGGCCGGUGCCACAGGUGUGACCAGUACUCCUGGAAUCAAGUCCCCCAUCACCAUCAUCACCACCAAAGUGAUGACUUCGGGGACUGGAGCCCCUGCUAAGAUCAUCACAGCUGUCCCUAAGAUCGCCACUGGCCAUGGUCAGCAAGGAGUGACCCAGGUGGUGCUGAAGGGGGCCCCCGGACAACCAGGCACCAUCCUCCGUACUGUACCCAUGGGUGGCGUCCGCUUGGUCACCCCAGUUACCGUCUCUGCCGUCAAGCCAGCGGUCACCACAUUGGUUGUGAAGGGCACCACAGGUGUUACCACCCUUGGCACUGUGACGGGCACAGUCUCGACCAGCCUGGCUGGGGCUGGUGGGCACAGCACCAGUGCCUCACUGGCCACACCCAUCACCACCUUGGGGACCAUCGCCACCCUGUCCAGCCAGGUUAUCAAUCCCACAGCUAUCACUGUCUCCGCUGCUCAGACCACGCUGACCGCUGCUGGUGGCCUCACCACCCCCACCAUCACCAUGCAGCCUGUCUCCCAGCCUACCCAGGUGACUCUGAUCACAGCACCUAGCGGGGUCGAGGCCCAGCCAGUGCACGAUCUGCCUGUGUCCAUUCUGGCCUCGCCAACGACAGAGCAGCCCACAGCUACUGUGACAAUUGCUGACUCAGGCCAGGGCGAUGUGCAGCCUGGCACCGUGACACUGGUCUGCUCCAACCCGCCCUGUGAGACCCAUGAGACGGGUACCACCAACACGGCCACCACCACAGUUGUGGCCAAUCUGGGACAUACCCAGGCCCCCCAGGUUCAGUUCGUCUGUGACAGGCAGGAGGCAGGUGCCCCACUUGUGAGCUCUGCCGUCGGGCAACAGAAUGGCAGUGUAGUCCGAGUCUGCUCUAACCCGCCCUGUGAGACCCACGAGACGGGGACCACCAAUACUGCCACAACGGGGACCACCAGCACCGCUACCACCGCCACCUCCACCAUGUCUGGGCAGCCUGAGUGCUCGAACCCGCCCUGCGAGACCCACGAGACGGGCAUCACCAGCACCGCUACCACUGCCAUGGCCAGUAUUGGCUCGGGACAGCCUGCAGCUGGGAACCAGCAGCGAGAGGUGCACCCCACCUGUGCCGCCGGCACCUCUGCUGUGGGCCGGGUUGCUGUCGGCGCUGCACUGGCUGAGGGAUCCCUUAGCUCAGGCAAGCCCCCCCCAUGCCAUACCCGCCAGACCAGCUCCACCCGUACCACCAUGACUGUGAGAGCCACCGGGCCACUGUGCGCAGCCCCCAUCAGGGUGUCCGGCCUGCUGCUUGAGGCUGGGAGUGCCGGCUUUGCCCAGCUGGCCCCUCCAAGCUGCAGAGUUGGGCUUGGUGGCACCAGCAACAAGGACAGCCCGGUAGCUGGUUUGGGUCAGCUCGUGCCGUUGGGGCGACAGCCAGAGAUACAGCACACCCACACCACCAACACCCCCACCAUGGCCCGCUCCGCCAUGGGCCCCGGGGAGACCCAGAGCGCCCCCAAGCCUGCGUGUGAGAAGCGCCAGAUGACUAUGGCUGCCCUGGAGGCACUGCUGGGCCCUUUGGCCCCAGGGACCCAGGUCUGCUCCAACCCACCCUGUGAGACCCAUGAGACGGGGACUACCAACACGGCCACCACCUCCAAUGCAGGUGGCCUUCAGCGAGCCUGCGCCAACCCACCCUGCGAGACCCAUGAGACAGGUACCACCCACACAGCCACCACCGCCACCUCCAACAGUGGCUCGGGGCAGCCUGAGGGUGGGCAGCAGCAGGCCCCUGCCAGCUGCCCCUGUGAGACACACCAGACCACCUCCACCGGCACCACCAUGACCGUCAGCGUCGGUGCCCUGCUUCCCGAUGACAGCGCUGCUCGCCGAGACCUGGAGACCAUCUUGGAUCCGGCGGCCCCAAGCCCGGCAGCUUCCCAGGCCAACCCCGCACUGCUGACUCCCUUCCCAACCCAGCGGGUCUGCUCCAACCCGCCCUGUGAGACCCAUGAGACGGGUACCACCCACACAGCUACCACCGUCACCUCCAACAUGAGCUCGAACCAAGACCCCCCCCCAGCUGCCAGCGAUCAGGGUGAGGCAGAGAGCACCCAGAGCGACAGCGGGAACGUCGCCAGCUCCAGCGCUGUCACGACAACCGUGUCCUCCACCCUGACGCGAGCAGUUACCACAGUAACACAGUCCACACCGGUUCCAGGCCCCUCUGUGCCGCCCCCAGAGGAUCUCCAGGUCUCACCCGGGCCUCGCCAGCAGCUCCCCCCGCGUCAGCUCCUGCAGCCAGCUUCCACAGCGCUGCUGGGGGAGCCCGCUGACGCCCUGACGGCCACCCAGGACCCUGAGCUCCAGGCAGCCGUGGACUUGAGCAGUACAGGGGACCCGUCUUCGGGCCAGGAGCCUGCCAGCUCCGCAGUGGUGGCCACCGUGGUAGUCCAACCACCCCCACCUACACAAUCAGAGGUAGACCAGUUGGCCUUGCCCCAAGAGCUGAUGGCCGAGGCCCAGGCAGGCACCACCACCCUUAUGGUGACAGGGCUCACUCCUGAGGAGCUGGCCGUGACUGCUGCAGCGGAAGCUGCUGCCCAGGCUGCGGCCACAGAGGAAGCCCAGGCCCUGGCCAUCCAGGCGGUGCUCCAGGCCGCCCAGCAGGCCGUCAUGGGCACUGGGGAGCCAAUGGACACAUCUGAGGCGGCGACCACUGUGGCCCAGGCAGAGCUAGGCCACCUGUCAGCCGAGGGCCAGGAGGGCCAGCCCACCACCAUCCCCAUUGUGCUAACGCAGCAGGAACUGGCUGCCCUGGUGCAGCAGCAGCAGCUGCAGGAGGCUCAGGCCCAGGCCCAACACCACUUGCCCACCGAGGCCCUGGCCCCUGCUGACAGCCUCAACGACCCCACCAUCGAGAGCAACUGCCUCAAUGAACUGACUGCUGCUGUCCCCAGCACUGUGGCCCUGCUGCCCUCGACCGCCACUGAGAGUUUGGCACCAUCGAACACGUUUGUGGCCCCCCAGCCAGUUGUGGUCGCCAGCCCCGCGAAGCUGCAAGCUGCAGCUACCUUAACGGAAGUAGCCAACGGCAUAGAGACCAUGGGGGGGAAACCUGAUCCCCCACCCCCGCCCAGCAAAGCCCCUGUGAAGAAGGAGAACCAGUGGUUUGACGUGGGGGUUAUUAAGGGCACCAAUGUUAUGGUGACACACUAUUUCCUGCCACCAGAUGACGCUGCUGUCUCCUCUGACGACUGGAGCUCUGCCCCAGACUAUAACCAGCUGAAGAAGCAGGAGCUGCAGCCUGGAACAGCCUACAAGUUCCGGGUGGCUGGAGUCAAUGCCUGUGGCCGGGGUCCCUUCAGUGAAAUUUCCGCCUUCAAGACAUGUCUGCCUGGCUUCCCAGGGGCCCCUUGUGCCAUUAAGAUAAGCAAGAGUCCAGACGGUGCUCACCUCACCUGGGAGCCACCCUCCGUGACUUCUGGCAAGAUCAUCGAAUACUCGGUCUACCUGGCCAUCCAGAGCACACAGGCCAGUGGGGAGCCCAAGAGCGCAGCCCCGGCCCAACUGGCUUUCAUGCGGGUGUACUGUGGGCCCAGCCCCUCCUGCCUGGUGCAAUCCUCCAGCCUGUCCAACGCUCACAUCGAUUACACCACCAAACCUGCCAUCAUCUUCCGAAUUGCCGCCCGCAAUGAAAAGGGCUACGGCCCCGCCACCCAAGUCAGGUGGUUGCAAGAAACCAGUAAAGACGGCUCUGGCACCAAGCCGGCCAGCAAACGGCCCAUGUCCUCUCCGGAAAUGAAAUCCGCUCCAAAGAAAUCGAAGGCAGACGGUCAGUGA